AUGGGCGCGCGGGUCUUUGUGUGGCUGGUGGCUGGCCUGGCCCAGGCGUUGGGCGAGGUGGCGGAGCUGUCGAAAGCCGAGGCGCCGACGCUGGCGGAGGCGCUGGAGAAACACGAGGUUUUGCUGGUGAAGUUCUACCAGGACUGGUGCGUCUACUGCCGGGACUUGGGCCCUGGGUACCUGGCGGCGGCCCAGGAUCUGCGGCUCGCAAACUCGCGGGUGGUCCUGGCGCAGACCCGGGACCUGGAGCUGCAGAAGGAGUUCGGGGUCCAGCGGAUUCCCGCGGUUCUGCUCUUCAGGAAAGGCCAGCUGCAGUAUCAACAUUGGGCCUUCGACAGGGAUGACAUCUUCGACUUUGCCCGGACCUUCGACUUCCCGCUUGGGCCGGUGGGGUCUGUGGUGCGGAGUCACUACUGGCUGCGAAGCCUGGUGAAAUUUGGCGUGAAGGCGCUGCUGAAGACGCUGCGGCUCAGCCCAGACCACCCGCUGCAGCUGUGGAUGCCCAAGAUCCUGGGGCGCCUUGGCGAGCGACGAGGGGACUGA
Messenger RNA from Effrenium voratum, 543 nucleotides. The record is from the annotation of a GenBank genome assembly. Lineage: Eukaryota; Dinophyceae; Suessiales; Symbiodiniaceae.